Marasmius oreades (fairy-ring Marasmius) is the source of this 921-nucleotide messenger RNA. RefSeq lists its product as uncharacterized. The coding region runs from base 1 to 921 and encodes 306 amino acids. The transcript is spliced from 5 exons. The record is from RefSeq and is a predicted model, not a curated record. NCBI's taxonomy places the organism in Eukaryota, Fungi, Basidiomycota, Agaricomycetes, Agaricales, Marasmiaceae.
AUGGCGGCUCAAUCACCUCCCCCCAAUGUUUCGCAAUCUCAAAAGGCCACUGGGAACGGCAACGGGCUCUGUGACCAUUGUCAUAAGAAGCCAAAGUUUUCCAACCACGACUACUGCUCAAAGACAUGCGCAUCGCAAGCCGCAAACAUGUGCAACCAUUGUCAGAAGAAACCCAAAUUCCAGAACUUUGACUUCUGUGGGAAGACCUGUGCUUCCCUCGCUCAGCAAUCGGGUGGUAACAGUAAACCUCAACAAUCCAAGGCGACGUCUUCCAAACAGAAUUCUUCCGCGAAGGCGACACCCAACUCUCAGCCGAACGCGUCGACCACUAGCCUUGGUAACACCACCAUUCACUUGCCGCAGAACACAGCGCCAACGGAUCCCGUAGAGGUUGCUAAGCUCAUCGUAAACCAAAUUCCUCUCUUCCAAGCAUUGUUACAAUCCCCAAACGCACCUCGACUGGUUUUCCAUCAUGGAAAACCAGGAGACCCGACGCCCGCACCUGCUCCAAAGGCUACAAUCGGUCCAGCUCCUCAAGCCACUGACAGUAACAACAAAUCUGCCGCCGCCGCCGCCACCGCCAGUCACUCCAUGCAGAACGGUAACAGCACUACGGCCUCACGCAGUGCCGGAGGAGUCCAGUUGGUGAAUGUGCCUGUUGAACAACCUCAGGCAGGCGCAGCUUCGAACACCCAAUGUCGAAUUCCUGGCUGUGGAAAGCCUGUAUACGUCGAUGCGAACGGACAGAGCACAAGCGAAUAUUGCUCCAUGAGCCACCGUCAAGAAGCAGUCUCGUCCGGUCUAGUUGAACCUUGCAUUAUGUGUCUUGAUCUACCUCAGUCCGGGGAAGAUUAUUUCUGUGGUAGAGCGUGUAAGGAGGAGGCGUUGGACAAGAAUUUGCCAAUUCCGGUGCGCGAUUGA